Messenger RNA from Micromonas pusilla CCMP1545, 1074 nucleotides. RefSeq lists its product as uncharacterized. The transcript has a single exon. The record is from RefSeq and is a predicted model, not a curated record. The coding region runs from base 1 to 1074 and encodes 357 amino acids. Gene Ontology annotation, molecular function: protein binding. Gene Ontology annotation, biological process: chlorophyll biosynthetic process. NCBI's taxonomy places the organism in Eukaryota, Viridiplantae, Chlorophyta, Mamiellophyceae, Mamiellales, Mamiellaceae.
AUGCCGGUCCUCACCGCCGGCGUCGCGCCCGCGCGCGCGUCGCCGCCGGCGACCGCGAGCGCGUCCUCCGCGCGCCGCGGCGCGCGCGUCUCUUCGCGCGCGUCCGUCUCGGACCGCGCGCCGAGAUCCUCCUCCUCCUCCUCCGCGGAGACGGACGAGCUCGCGACGACCGGCGUCGGCGGCGCGCUCGCGAGAGCUCGCAGCGCGCUCGCGUCCACCGCGGCCGCGGUCGUCAUCGCGACGACGACGUGCCACGCGCCCGCCGCGCUCGCGCGCGUCGCCCCCGAGCCGCCCGCGCCGACGAACGGCCCGCUCGCGUCGCUCCCUCGCGAGCUCACGGAACCGGACGACAUCUUCUACGAGGACUUCACCGUGUCCUUCGCGGGGAUCGAGGUCGACCACAAGUACCUCGUCUCCGCGCUCAUCUUAGGCCAAGCCGUCGGGUUCGUGGGCUCCGUCGUCGGGGGGAACGAGGCGAGGAAGAAGGGCGAGGAGGUGAAGGCGCUGAACCAGAGCCUUCUGAAGGUAAACGCGGAGCUGCGAAAAGAGAUGCGCGAAGCCGGCAUCGGGCCGUACGUCCCGAUCCAAACGCAGCGGUUCAUCAAAAAAGCCCCGGGGAGCAGCACGGACGAGGAGGAGAUCCAAGUCGACGGCGUCAUAACGACCCUGAAGCGCGGGAAGCGGUUGUUAUCCGCCGGCGAUCACGAGGCGGCGCUCGCCGAGUUUGACGACGCGUUGCGCGCCAUCCUCGGCACCCCCGACGUGUUCCAGGAGGAGUGGAAGGCGCGAAGGAAAGCGCAGAGAGGAAGAGGCGCCGCGUUGGAGCGCAUGGGUCGGUUCCCGGAGGCGCUCGCCGCGAUGGAGAACGUGCUCGCGCUGUCCGUGGACCACGACGAUCACGCCGGGCAGACGGACGCGCUCGGCGUGAUCGCGGACAUCUACACGGACAUGGAUCUCCUCGAGGAGGCGGCGUCGUACUACGACCGGUACUUCACGUCGCUGCAGGAGGAGGACGCGCGGGUGAGUCUGGAGAGCGCCGCGGUGGGGGGUGUGGGGGGGUCCGCGAGGAUGUGA